ACUGCGUGCUUUAUACGCGUCCUUAGUCGCAAUUAUCUUAAUUAGAGUUCGUUUAUGGGCGACGACAAUCACCCGUUUUGUCGGUGAAAAAUUGCUCUUUCCUCUUUGCUUUCUGACUGAAUCACUUUACGAGCAUCGUACACAAUAAAUCUUGGCGAGCUUCUCGUCACCUGUGACUUGCUCAAAAAACCGUGACCGUCAUUUGAACUCGAUCGCGUUCUACGUUGCACGAGGGCCACCUUUCUGAACAAAACCGAGGCUAAACAGAGAGAAAUUGGAGGAGAAAAUGAAAAAGAUGGGGGUUAGCGAAAAACUAACCAGAAGGAUUAAAGAAUUAUACACAGAAACGAAGAACGUAGUGAGGAUCAAGACCACAACACAAAACAAUUUUGGACAGUGAGGGGAGUCAAACAAGGGUGCCUGCUGAGUCUAACGUUAUUCAAACCUACGUGGCAGGACUGGAAGAAGAACUAAAGAAAGGACAAGCCGGGGGCAUAGCGAUAGGACGAAAAAAGGUAUGGUCACUGACGUACGCAGAUGAUAUUGUGUUGAUGGCGGAUAGAGAAGAGGAGCUAAAGGAGAUGUUAAGGAGAUUCAAGAAAUUUUUAAAAGAAGCCGAAUUGGAACUGAGCACGGAAAAAACAAAAAUAGUAGUAUUCGAAAAAAGAAGGAAUAAAAGGAGACAAAGAAGAUGGAAAUGGGGAGAGCAAGAAUUAGAAGAAGUGGACGAGAUAAGAUAUCUAGAGUACAUACUACAGAAAAACGUGGGAGAAAGAAUAUUCAAACAGGACUACAAGAGGAAAAUGAAGAUGUUUGGAGCAUUGGUAGAGAGCGUGGCGUUGUUUGGAGCAGAGGUAUGGGGCUGGAACAUGGAAGAAAGACUAGAUAAGAUAAAGAGAAGAUACCUGAAAUGGAUCUUAGGUUUAGAUAGGACAACACCAAACUAUAUAUUGAUAGAAGAGUGCAAGCUAGAAGAAAUCAAGAAAAAAGCAUUAAAAAGAGCAGCAAGGUACGAGGAGAAAACCCUAGAAUCGAAAAAGGAGCUGGUAAAAGAGUGCAUAAAGGAAAGAGAGAGAAACUGGGGAAAUGGCCAGGAAGGGAAAAGAGCAAGAAAGAGAAAGAAGGGACUAGAAGAGGUGAAAAAUGGAGGGACACAG
Molecule: messenger RNA, 1157 nt
Organism: Bombus pyrosoma
Lineage: Eukaryota; Metazoa; Arthropoda; Insecta; Hymenoptera; Apidae
Exons: 2
Source: RefSeq, a predicted model, not a curated record